Messenger RNA from Anopheles arabiensis, 1630 nucleotides. RefSeq lists its product as uncharacterized. Bases 321 to 992 code for a protein of 223 amino acids. The transcript has 2 exons. The record is from RefSeq and is a predicted model, not a curated record. NCBI's taxonomy places the organism in Eukaryota, Metazoa, Arthropoda, Insecta, Diptera, Culicidae.
AUACACCUCCGAUAUUAAAUACACACACAUCAAAUGUACAGCAACCGUGCUACACACACGACAAGAGUUUAAUACACCUCAGAUGUUUAGAUGCACACACAUCAGAUGUACAGCAACCGGGCUUUACACACCCAAGAGGUACAGCAACCUUGAGUGAAAGAUCUAGAGCGGUUGGGGUCUUGCUAUGUGAGAGGAGGAAGAAAAAGGAAAAGGGGAGAAGAAAGGCAACGACGAGAAAAGACACACGUGUAAAAACCGAGGAGAAAUAUAUAUUAAUUAAAAGCUAACUAACAAAGUCACAACAGUUUGGCGACGAGAUAAUGAACCCCAACAACGAUUCAUAUGCUGCAGCAACUGCUCCGAAACCCGAAGGAAGGACAAGUGCAUCUGUGCCGGCAACGGUACCAUCGGUACCGGCUCCACCACCAAACUUUGCCAUUGACCCAUUUGAUAAAAGGAAAUCAAAAUGGAAGCGAUGGGUAGAGAGGCUGGAAACCGCAUUCCUGCUAUACGGAGUAACAGAUGAACAGAUGCAGAAAAACUUCCUUUUGCAUUACAUGGGUCCGGAAACGUACGAUAUCAUCUGCGAUAAAGUUGCCCCGGAUUCUCCAAGAAAAAAAACAUACGGUGAGAUUGUUUCAACCUUAGAUACGUUUUUUAGCCCGAAACCACAUGAAAUCGCAGAAAACUACCGUUUCAAUUGUCGCCGACAGGGAGACAAAGAUGCUGCUGUUGCGGAAGAGACCGCCGAAGAAUAUUUGGUAGCCCUUCGAAAGAUUGCUGUUACAUGCAAUUUCGGAGAGUAUCUGCAGAAGGCGUUAAGGAAUCAAUUGGUCUUCGGGAUUAAACGUGGCGAUAUCCGUGAUCGGCUACUGGAGAAACGGGAUCUAACGCUGGACGGAGCACUGGAAAUUGCUAAAAGGUCGGUAAACUUCGAUAUACUAUACGAUUGGACGAUGGACGGAUCUGGGAACGUCAUAUCGAUCAUAUAGCUGGGGUCGGCAGUAACCUACGAGGAAGACAAUUGGAAACUUCAAAUGAGGAGGAACUUGCGGAAAGCAACGAGCAACCACACUCCCACACCACAACGGUUACCCCAGCUACGACCAGAAUUUCAUCUGAAGAUACGGACGGUACUACGACGACAACUGUAAUGGUACCAGUAGCUGAUCCCUUGUACACUCCGAGUACAGUGCCCAGCACAUCAGCCAAUACCAAUAUAGUACCCAAUGUUCGGCGCUCAACUCGUGUUAGUAGACCUCCCAACAGGUUAACGUUUUAGAUUGCAACUCUCAAAACUUAGCAUGAGGAGAAUUUUUUUUUACGAAGGGGAGAAGUGUUAUAUACACCUCCGAUAUUAAAUACACACACAUCAAAUGUACAGCAACCGUGCUACACACACGACAAGAGUUUAAUACACCUCAGAUGUUUAGAUGCACACACAUCAGAUGUACAGCAACCGGGCUUUACACACCCAAGAGGUACAGCAACCUUGAGUGAAAGAUCUAGAGCGGUUGGGGUCUUGCUAUGUGAGAGGAGGAAGAAAAAGGAAAAGGGGAGAAGAAAGGCAACGACGAGAAAAGACACACGUGAAAAAACCGAGGAGAAAUAUAUAUUAAUUAAAAGCUAA